Molecule: messenger RNA, 652 nt
Organism: Gossypium arboreum
Lineage: Eukaryota; Viridiplantae; Streptophyta; Magnoliopsida; Malvales; Malvaceae
Exons: 2
Coding region: 133-465 (110 amino acids)
Molecular function (GO): phenylpyruvate tautomerase activity
Source: RefSeq, a predicted model, not a curated record
AUAUGUCCCUCGGCAACAUUCAUCCUAAAAUUUCCUAUAUAAAGGCAAGGAGAAGCUACCUUGCUUUGCAUUCAUUUGCGUAUGCUCCAUCAGAAUUAAAAAGCAGCAAAGGUAGAGAUAUAUAGAGAGGAUAUGCCUUGCCUUUACAUCUCCACUAACCUCAACUUAGACGAGGUUGACACCGAUCCCCUCUUCUCUCAAGCCACCAAGGCCGUCGCCUCCAUUAUCGGAAGACCUGAACACUUCGUGAUGGUGAUACUGAAGGGAUCAUUGGCAAUAAGGUUUAACGGGAACAAGGAGCCAGCGGCGUACGCUGAGAUAGUCUCAAUGGGCGGCAUUAAUAGAGAGGUGAAGAGAAGGUUGAUUGCCACAUUGGGCACCAUUUUAGAGAACACCUUGUCUAUUCCCACAACUCGUUUUGUUCUCAAAGUCUAUGAUAUAAAUGCAAACCGCUCUAAACUAUAAUAUAUAUACCCUUUACAUUAGUUACUUAAAUUAAGUACUACACUUACGCCUAUCUCUAGUGCGGAAUCAUUUUUCUUUUUACUUUUGUUAUUACAUUUAGUGCUCAAUUUGUCAAAUAUAAACCAAUCAUGUGACAUUAAUGCGAGAAUUUUUCUGUAUCAUCAAUUUCAUUUCUCUUCUAUAAUAA